Messenger RNA from Haliotis rufescens (red abalone), 6245 nucleotides. RefSeq names its product transforming acidic coiled-coil-containing protein 3-like. The coding region runs from base 106 to 4554 and encodes 1482 amino acids. Gene Ontology annotation, biological process: cell population proliferation; mitotic spindle organization. The transcript has 16 exons. Gene Ontology annotation, cellular component: cytoplasm. The record is from RefSeq and is a predicted model, not a curated record. NCBI's taxonomy places the organism in Eukaryota, Metazoa, Mollusca, Gastropoda, Lepetellida, Haliotidae.
UAAAUUCAAACGCUAGGAGUGUGUCAUUUGAAUGAGUUGCUGUUGUCAGAAACAGCAUAGAACAACCGUAAACAGGAAUAGCAGAAACGACGACUAUCAUUAGGUAUGUCCACCAUGGAUGAGAACACCCCGCCGGCACAAAUGGCGAGAGGGAAGACAGUGAGUGGUAGCCCUUCCGUCAGAUCUGUGCUGAAACCAAUGGAAAACUUUGUACAGCUUCAGACACCUGUCACCAAAAAUGUUAAGGUGCCUUCCCAGCCAUCUCCACUUGCCCCAGCACCUGCCACCAGCAACAGUGAGGCCAAUGCCGUAUCAGCAGACUCUGAUGAUGAAAUACAGUUCCAAACCAAGGCCUAUACAUAUGAUGAGAACACAGAUCCUUUCCAAUCCAAGGGAGGUCUGGCCAAUUCUCUUGGCACAUCCGUACCAGCUUCUUCCAUCUCCAGUGUUGCUUCAUCCCCAGCAAGGGUUGUUGACUCUCCAGUAAGGAGUAAGGAAGAUAUGGAUCCUUUCAAGACAAACUCUCAGAUUGCCAACUCUCCUGUAGUUGCCUCUGUAUCCAGUGAUGAAGACAGUAUUCUGGCUUCCAUGACAGGACAGGCAGAUGCACAGGAUGAAGAUGCUCCCAAGACUGAAGCUCAGCUUCAGAAUUCACCCACAAAGGAAAUAAAAAAUACACCUAUCAAGGGUUUACCUGACAAUUUGGAUGUCGAUCCAUUUAAACCCAAAUCUCAGAUUGCAAAUUCUCCUGUGAUUCCUUCUGCUGAGGUAUCCACUGGUUUGCCUGACAGCUUAGAUGAGGUUGACCCAUUUAAAUCUAAGAACAUGGUUAAAAACUCACCAGUUAAAUCUGCAGCACAGAACACUGGGGAACCAGCCGAAUGUUCCAAGCUUUUGGAGAAUGGUGAACCGAAGAAACAGGGUUCAGACCAGAAGUCUGACUAUGCAUCACCUAAACGUGAGUCGACUGAAGGACUGCCAGACAGUCUUGAUGGUACCGAUGUUUUCAAACCCAUGGUCCAGAUGGUCAACUCUCCAUGCCAGAAUUCAACCAUUAACUCAACAAUGGGAACUGCAGAUCUCACUGUGAUUGAGAAUUUGCUUGAUGAUAUUGAUCAGAUGGAUCCCUUUCAACCCAAGUCACAAAUCAUGAAUUCACCAGUCAAAACCUUAACCGAAUCUACUGAUUUGUCUGAAUCAUUUGAGGAUGUAGACCCAUUCAAGCCUAAGGCUCAGAUUCAGAACUCUCCCUUUAAAGAAAGCCAUUCUAGUCUUCCUGAAAAUUUAAAUGAUGUUGACCCUUUUAGACCCAAGUCACAAAUGCAAAAUUCUCCCCUUAAAGAAACUCCAUCAAAAACUGCAGAAGUAACUGGGGGCCUUCCAGAAAAUCUUGACGAUGUUGAUCCUUUCAAAAGUAAAUCACAAAUACCAAAUUCCCCUCUCCUAGAAACAUCAUCUGUAGCAACUGGGAGCCUUCCAGAAAAUCUUGACCCAUUCAAGCCUAAGGCUCAGAUUCAGAACUCUCCCGUUAAAGAAAGCCAUUCUAGUCUUCCUGAAAAUUUUAAUGAUGUUGACCCUUUUAGACCCAAGUCACAAAUACAAAAUUCCCCCCUUAAAGAAACUCCAUCAAAAACUGCAGAAGCAACUGGGGGCCUUCCAGAAAAUCUUGACGAUGUUGAUCCUUUCAAAAGUAAAUCACAAAUACCAAAUUCCCCUCUCCUAGAAACAUCAUCUGUAGCAACUGGGGGUCUCCCAGAAACUCUUGACAAUGUUGAUCCUUUCAAAAGUAAAUCACAAGUACCCAAUUCCCCCCUCCAAGAAACACCAUCUGUAGCAACUGGGAGCCUUCCAGAAAAUCUUGAUGAUGUUGAUCCUUUCAAAAGUAAAUCACAGAUACCAAAUUCUCCUCUCCUAGAAACACCAUCUGUAGCAACUGGGGGCCUUCCAGAAAAUCUUGACGAUGUUGAUCCUUUCAAAAGUAAAUCACAAAUACCAAAUUCCCCUCUCCUAGAAACAUCAUCUGUAGCAACUAGGGGUCUCCCAGAAACUCUUGACGAUGUUGAUCCUUUCAAAAGUAAAUCACAAGUACCCAAUUCCCCCCUCCAAGAAACACCAUCUGUAGCAACUGGGAGCCUUCCAGAAAAUCUUGAUGAUGUUGAUCCUUUCAAAAGUAAAUCACAGAUACCAAAUUCUCCUCUCCUAGAAACACCAUCUGUAGCAACUGGGGGCCUACCAGAAAAUCUUGACGAUAUCGAUCCUUUCAAAAGUAAAUCACAAAUACCAAAUUCUCCUCUCAAAGAAACACCAUCCGUAGCAACUGGGAGCCUACCUGAAAAUCUUAAUGUUGUUGAUCCUAUUAAAUUGAAGUCCCAAAUUGUCAAUUCUCCAGAUAGGAAAACUGAAUCAACAGCUUUGGCUAAGCCUAUUGCUGACAUGGAUGGUAUUGAUCCAUUCAAGACAAAAUCCCAAGUUAUGAAUUCACCUGAAAAGCCUACUACUGAAGUGAAACAAGAUGCUCCUGAUGCCAUGGCUGAAACAGAAAACAAACCUACAGCUUGUGACCAACAGUUAGACUUUGAUAACCUUGAUCCCUUCAAAACCGAGACCUGUGUGGCUAAUUCUCCAGUGAAACCUGUCUCAGCUAUGCCGGAUGGUGAUUGUGCUGAUCCAUUCAAAACCAAGUCUCAGAUUCAGAACUCCCCAGGCCCACUAUCUAAUGCUGAUCCUUUUCAAACCAGAACCAAGCUGCCCAAAUCCCCAGUAAAAACUGACAAUCAUGCAAUCACAGACAAUGAAAUCGUUGAUCCUUUUGCGUCACUCUCCAAAGUGCAGAAUUCUGGAAAGGUUGAAGGAGUCCCAUUCCAAAGCAAGUCCAAGGUGGCCAGCUCUCCUCCCAAACUAUCUGGUGAUAUGACUGGCUUGGACCCCUUCGCACCCAGUGUACAGAACCAGAAUGCACAAUUAAAGCAACCAUCUGGUUUACCAGCAGAGUUAAAUUUAAUGGAGGACCCCUUUGCAACCAAACUGAAAGUUGCAAAUUCACCUGUAGGAAAGACGCAGGCAGCUGCACCUGUGAAGACAAAUUUAGAAGCUCCUCAACAACAACCGGUCCAGGCAAUUUCUCUUGAUCCUUUUGAUAAUCUGGAUGCUUUUAACCCUUUCCUGUCAAAGCCAGGGAUGGGAAAUACUCCUAACAGAAACGCCAACAAUAAUGGGCUCCCUAAGACUCCUGUGCAGAAUUUUGGUGGGAUGGAUCUCCUAGGCAACAACGUCAUGUGCAUGAUUGCCACAGGGGAUACAGCUGGUGGACAAGAGGAUAUGAACUUUGUCCAAGAUGACUUCAGACCUGCAAAUGAAGUGUUCAGUGAUCCAAAUGUUUGGGACAUGUUGGAGACCUUUGGCAGUAACAACACUAAUGUGGAGUCUGAUCUGUCACGUAUGUCGCUAUACGUCAAAUUUGAUCCUCUGGUCAACUCUAAACCAGCCCACAGCCCUGCAGGAAUAGCACGUGGAAUACAGAAGAUGGAAGUUGUUAAAGAUGGUGAUGAAAGUAUCAUGUUGAUGGGCACGCCACCACGUGGUGGAGGUCGACGCAGAUCCAUACUCGUCCAGCGCAGACCUCCAGCUGCCGUAUCCAAAACCAUCUUUGAAGAGGAAGAUGGAGAAGACAAGAAGGAGAAGGAAACGAAACCCCUCCUGGUGGAUCUCAUUUUCUCGUGUAGUCCGGAAGCAGAGGAAAUCCAACAGGAGAAGAAAUCAGUUCAGACUGAAGGUCAGACUCACGAUGAGAUUCAAGGUCAGGCAGCCUCUGCAGUUACACAAGAUACUAAGAAAGAUGAAACUUUCUUUGAAGUUGUAGAGGUGCUGAAGUACUCUGAGACGGAUGUCAAGAAGAUGCUAAAAAAGCUGAGACAGGAGCUGACCAUGGAAUCUCAGGGGAGACAACUCACCAUGGAGCAGGAGUUGAGUAAAAAGCAAACAGCCCUCAGUGUGGAAGCCAAGCACUAUAAGGAGUUAGCCGAACAGCUGGAGGUCAAAAACAAACAGAUGAGACAAGUCGUUGUUGAAUACGAAUCCUUCAUCAAUGAGCUAGUCAACGAAAAGGAAAAGAAUUCAUCCGAAUCUAAAGAAUCCAAAAACAAGUUAAAGAGUGAAAGAAAUCAGGCUAUAGAGGACCUACAGUCUGUGGAGAAGUCCUUCGCUGAUCUGCAUCGGCGGUAUGAGAAGGUUAAGUCAGUGCUGGAAGACUAUAGAAAGAAUGAAGACACAUUGAAGAAGACAAACAAGUCGCUCAUCGCAAAGAUGCAACAGCAAGACGAAGCAAUGAACAAGUUGAAGACUCAAGCUGAGACAAAGCUCAAACAAGCACAUGAAGAGAGGGAGAAAGAGAAAUCAAGUAGCAAUGUUGAAAACAUCAAACUACAGGCUGUCCUCAAGAAGAGUUUACUUCAUUCACAAGGUCUGGAGAAAUCCCUGGAACAGAAGGGCAAGGAGAUAGCUGAGCUGACAGACCUCUGUGACACACUGAUUGCCAAGGUCGGAGGAGGGUCGUGAUGUCGGGGAGCAAACAGCAGUUUAUAAAACACAGAACUGUCUCCACCAUCAAGGGAUUACAUCUCGACACCUGGACCUCAUGUUUCUUGUUGAUGCAUCUGUUGUAGAAAUGAGGAACAACUGCGUUACUUUGUUUUACAUUAUAGAGGUGACCAGCUUGUAUCAUGACUUGAUCAUGGAGCUGAAACCAAACUGGGAAACAGUGUGUCAUAUAGUUCACCAGAUGGAAUGCUACACAGGGUCAAGAAAAGCUGACUGCCUACUGUGUCCAAUGAGAAUUCAAUGAGUCAGUGAUGAAACCUAUUUUAUCCUGACUUUGCACGUGGAAUAAGAGCAGUUUGCUCCCGACAAGUUGCAUUUUGACUUAUUGGUUGAUAUGAAUUUAGUCUCCCAGCUGCUUAGUGCUGUUCAUUGACUGAAGUGCUGUCUCAAGUGCUAUGUUGUGUGUGAUGUUGUUGUUGCACACUGACUGGUUGAUGCCUAUAACAAGGAAGGUGGAUGUACGCUUUAAAACUCAUUUGUGAAACUUAUAUUAAUAAAUUCAGGAGUGACUAGUGUUGGUUGGGAAACACAAAUGUUUUGUGGUUUUUCCUUUUUUUUCGACAUUUGGGGUGGGUGGAGGGAGGUGUCUAAGAUUUAGUCUUGUGUUUGAUUGUAUAUACAUUAUUGGACACACCUUUAUAUGAUAUUUGUUGUCUCAAACGACUCCAGUUAAAAGAAAUUGACAGAUUUAGCAUCUGUGAAGUAUAGUUUAAAAUUGAAAGAAAUAUUAGAUAGCAGUUUCUUGUGUACAUCUUGAAGCUUAAUGAAUAAUCUUGCAUAUUGUAACAGUGUUGGUGGUAAUAUAUUGAAAUACUGAACUUGUGUCUAUUAGAAGUUGAUGCAUGUCAUCUUGUAGCAUUUAAUAUCAUGUUCCAACAGUGCAAUGAUGUUGUAUGACCCUAUUACUAGUAUGAGGCUCCUGGUGUAGAAUAGGACCUCAAUACUGGCGAAUUAUUAUUCUUAUUGGAUGGUUAUGUGUGACCUGACUGAUUGUGGGUCUUUGUGCCUCGAUAGCAUGGUCUGUUGCUCAUGCCAUCUACCACUGGUUUGCAGGGCCCGGAUAACAUUAUCUACAGGCUGCCUUGAUAUAGCUGGAAUACUGCUGACUGUGGUGCCAAACAAUAGUCACUCACUAGAGUUGAGGUCUGGUAUCAUCAUUCAUGUUUGUCAGUUUGUAAAUGUUAUUCUGAUAAUGCCAUUAUUUAUGUUGACUAUAUUCAACCCAAUCUUGCACUCUUUACUUGGGUCACAAAGUCUCUUUGUCCAUCACUUCUCUAUACAUCUGUACAUCUCACAAACACAACAGAGACGGAUCCAGGAUUGUAUAUGGCGGUGGCACUUUAGUUUCCUUUAGGGGAGGGCAGAGUUAACUUUAGAAUUUUUAUGGUAUCUUUUGCUUGUCAAUAUACAAGAAUUAUCUGUAAAACUAAGGCUAUUUCUGUUUUUUCCCAUAGGGUACAGACCAUAACUAGAUCAUGGUGUGCCGCAUCUAAAUCCCGCCACCCAAACCUGAUCCGCCACUUGGUAACAUAACCACACAGAUGAUUCCCUUUACAUGCACGUCAUUUUCAUUCUUUGUUUGAUCUCACUCUUGUCUCACAUCUCACACUCACCUGACAUCAGGGUGAUCAAUAAACUCACUACUCAUA